Molecule: messenger RNA, 1129 nt
Organism: Gaeumannomyces tritici R3-111a-1
Lineage: Eukaryota; Fungi; Ascomycota; Sordariomycetes; Magnaporthales; Magnaporthaceae
Product: actin-like protein 2/3 complex subunit 4
Exons: 5
Coding region: 177-686 (169 amino acids)
Biological process (GO): Arp2/3 complex-mediated actin nucleation; actin filament polymerization
Cellular component (GO): actin cytoskeleton; Arp2/3 protein complex
Molecular function (GO): actin filament binding
Source: RefSeq, a predicted model, not a curated record
CGACGUGCCACAGCUGUCCCGUAGCUGCUUGACUGGACUGCGGCCAAGUUCCCGCGAGGGAUGAGAGCGCCGCCGUCCCUUUGCCAGCACAGACCAGGCCGCCAAUCCGUGGCCAGCUUCACCCUUCGCGCGCCUAGGUUUACAGAGACGAGGCUUUUGAUAUUUCCAGCCGCAGCAUGUCCCAAUCCCUGAGACCGUACCUCCAGGCGGUGCGGAGCAGCCUGACGGCGGCGCUCUGCCUGUCCAACUUCGCGUCCCAGGCGACCGAAAGGCACAACGUGCCCGAGAUCGAGGCCCAGACGUCCCCCGAGGUGCUCCUGACACCCCUGACCGUCGCCCGCAACGAGAACGAGCGCGUCCUCAUCGAGCCCAGCGUCAACAGCGUCCGCAUCAGCAUCAAGAUCAAGCAGGCCGACGAGAUCGAGCACAUCCUCGUCCACAAGUUCACCCGCUUCCUGACCCAGCGUGCCGAGUCCUUUUUCAUCCUGAGGAGGAAGCCCAUCAAGGGAUAUGACAUUUCCUUCCUGAUUACCAGCUUCCACACGGAAGAGAUGCUCAAGCACAAGCUUGUCGACUUCAUCAUACAGUUCAUGGAGGAGGUCGACAAGGAAAUUUCCGAAAUGAAGCUCUUUUUAAACGCACGGGCAAGAUUCGUUGCCGAGUCCUUCCUUACCCCUUUCGACUAAAUCCCUUGCUAUACCUUGCUCUGGCGACCUGCUUAUGGUACCAUAAUGAAGGCGUCCGUGACGCACAUGACUGUCGGGCGCUUGGGUGGGAAACAAAUGACAUGGAGGGCUCCAACAUCCCAUCUUCCGUCCAGAGUUUAGAUGACUUAACAGCAGCUACGAUACGAUCAAGAUAUUCGCGCAUCACAUAUAUCAAUGCCAUCAUGUCCUCCAAUCUCAAACGGGGUUCUUUCGAGGACAGUAGUUGGAGUCUGGCUGGUAGCAACAGUAACGAAGUCACCUUUCCAAUCACCCCAAACCUUAAUCCAAAUAUGCUAUUGUAGAUCACGGCACCUGGCGUGUGUUGUCCCUGUUUGCAGGCUCGAGCUUAGACGAGGAUUACACCCUUGUCAGCGUCAACCGAUAUCAUACAAAAUCUACCUCUUUGCAAAGGCCUAACCUCC